Messenger RNA from Amphiprion ocellaris (clown anemonefish), 1449 nucleotides. RefSeq lists its product as uncharacterized. Bases 149 to 739 code for a protein of 196 amino acids. The transcript has 9 exons. NCBI's taxonomy places the organism in Eukaryota, Metazoa, Chordata, Actinopteri, Pomacentridae. The record is from RefSeq and is a predicted model, not a curated record.
CGGGAUCCACAGUCUGAGUAUAAAAAGCUGCAGCUCAGUUUCACCUCAGAUCUAAAACUCCACGACCUGAAGCUCCUACUCACAAAGUUUCGUGUCAAUCAACAAUCAACGACAACAACAACGACAACAAUAACAACAACACAACAACAUGCUGCGACGGGGUGUUGUGUUGCUGGUUGUUGCCUUGGCUGCCGUUUCUCUCUCAGCUCCUGUUCAAAAGAGAAAUCUUCGGGAGCUGUUGACUCACCUGAACGAGGCUGCUGCAAAUGAAGAGCAAUUUGAAGAUGGUUCAGGGGAAAACAUCGACAACAGCAGCCCUGAAGAUGGUUCAGGGGAAAACAUCGACAACAGCAGCCCUGAAGAUAAACACGUCAGCGAGCGUAGAGAUGAGCCCACUGACACUGUUGCUUCACAGACCUCAGAAGCAGACGACAGCAGUCCUGAAGUUUUAUACAAGAGCAAUGACAACUCUGAUGAAGACGGCAACGGCGAGCCCGGUGAAGACGGCAACGGCGAGCCCGGUGAAGACGGCAACGGCGAGCCCGGUGAAGACGGCGAAGGCGAGCCCGAUGAAGACGGCGACGGCGAGCCCGGUGAAGACGGCGACGGCGAGCCCGGUGAAGACGGCGAAGGCGAGCCCGAUGAAGACGGCGAAGGCGAGCCCGGUGAAGACGGCAACGGUGACCCUGAUGAAGACGGCGAUGACGAGUUGGAGGACAGCAUCACUGACGAGUCCUGAUGAGACGGUGGUGCUUGACAAAGAAGCUUAGUUAGAGGAGGGUACAGAGGAGCAGGAGGGACAAGAGAUGCUGGAGGGGUUUGAGGUAGAUUGAGGUGAAAAAAAACCUGCUGUUUACCAGCAGAUAAAAAAAAAACCUGGAAGAAGAAACAGCGCAAAUGUUAUUUUUUGCUGAGUCAGGAUGGAAAAUAAAGAAGAACUUUAACUUAGACAGAACAAUAAAUAAACUGGAAUAUGAAAGAAAAAAUUAAGAUAUCGAUUUCACAGGUCAAGGUGAAGAAAAGCACCAAAUGAACUCAACAUGAAUGAAAAAGUUCAUUUUUAGGUUGAUGUAAAGAAUUCAGCUGAACAAAUUAAACAUCAGAUGAAGAAAAAAAUUAAUUAAGAGUUGAACAUAUAAAUUAGGAAUUUAAAAUUCAAAAUGUAGAAUGAUUAAUGAGACUUUUCUUAUUUUUUGAAAAUAAUGUUUUUAAAAAUGUUACAUAUGUUUUUGCGAACAUAUUUUUCUAAACUGGGAAAAUUUUAUUGUUGUUUCAGUGAAAAUUUCCUGAUGUGAUUCUUACAAACACGCUGAUAGAAACUAAAGUUUGGAACCUGAUGAAUGAAACAAAAAUCUGCUUUUGUAUCUCUGGUGUGCAUCAGAGUAAAAUCCUUGAACCCGUGAGGAUGACCUACUUCAUUUAAUUAAAUCCAUUUACUGUCAGACACAA